Messenger RNA from Rhipicephalus sanguineus (brown dog tick), 1324 nucleotides. Its product is annotated as zinc finger and BTB domain-containing protein 24. Bases 29 to 880 code for a protein of 283 amino acids. Lineage: Eukaryota; Metazoa; Arthropoda; Arachnida; Ixodida; Ixodidae. The record is from RefSeq and is a predicted model, not a curated record. Gene Ontology annotation, biological process: regulation of transcription by RNA polymerase II. The transcript is spliced from 3 exons. Gene Ontology annotation, molecular function: RNA polymerase II cis-regulatory region sequence-specific DNA binding; DNA-binding transcription factor activity.
GUAGCGGUGCGCUAGGCUAGGCACAGCCAUGGGAAGACCGAAGAAAGUCCGCACUGCCGAGGAAGAGGCUGCUUACCGAGAAGCGCGGCGCGCUGCCGACCGAGAACGGCAGCGCCGACGACGAGCGGAUCCGGCGCGGUUAGCCCAAGAAAUGGCUGCAAAGCGACGACGGCGGGCCGAAAACCCCGAGUACGUACAACGAGAGAAUGCCAGAGAACGGGAAAGGCAACGUCGGCUGCGAGAAGACCCCGAAGCGACGGAAGCCCUACGCGAACGACGACGUGCCCGUAGAUCUAUGGGAGGAAGCAAACGGCCUGCAACCGUAGAUGUCAUCAACGAACCUCAAGUGUGCAUUAAGCCUGUGUUUACAGACGUUGUCGUCAAGACUGAACCUCUGGACACUGCAGAUGAUUCGUCUGUCAGUGGCUGCUGUGACACCUGCACAACAGUAGACGGUCACGAGCACGAAUGCGACAUCUGUCACAAGAUCUUCAACACGUGCCUGCACCUCCUUCAGCAUUCCGUUGUGCACUACAAGGAGGUUCCGUUCAUGUGUUCAAAUUGCGGAGCAGUGUUUGCGCGCCGGGAAGACAAGGAGAAGCACGAGGGCACACACACCGACAAGGAGGUGCACCAGUGCGUGAGGUGCGGCAUGUUGUGCCUGAAUGAGACAAUGUUCCGGCUACACAUUCUGGAACACUAUGGCCAGCCUUCGUUCGACUGCCACUUGUGCCCUAUGGUGUUUCCGUUAGAGGAACAGCUUAUAAGUCAUUUACAAAUCCACGGCGAGGAACCAGUUCAUAGGUGCCCACAAUGUGAUGCCACAUUUAGGAGCAAAGGUUGGCUUUCAAAGCACCUUAAAUCCCACCACGCUGUUUGAAGUUACCGGUGUCAAUACUGCCCCAAGGCCUUACAGGGGCAAGCUAGUGUGGAGGAGUUCGAGAGAAUCCACACUGGUGAAUGAUCCUUCAGCUGCAGCGCAUGCAAGAAGGCAUGGCACACACUCCUUUGUAAACAUUUAUGUGAACAGAAAGCCGAUGACCUGUGAGUGUCUGACGCUUUUUUUAGAAACUCGACGUGAACCUGGUAAACUUGCAUCAUAUUGGCUUGUUGAGUCAAUAUCUAGUUUUCUUCAUUAAAUGCUAGUGGGUUGGGUGGUGAGGAGCAUCAUGGCAAGCUAAAUCUGCUUGCCUGCAAGAGAAGUGCUGACUCAUUCGGCACCGUUUUAAUUGUUUAUUAUUAUUUAUUAUUCAGACAUUCUCAUUUUGGCCCUUGCUAUGUGAGCAUAUGUUGUAAACGCUGGCAUAGCCAUGGGUGUUCAAAG